UAUCCCACUUCCAUAUUCGGUACCUGAUCCGACGCGUUUUAACUCAUGGCUGCGUUUACUUCGCGCCACCGCCCGCGUUCUCCAGGGCGCACGACUUUUCCGGCUUAAACUCUCUCGACCAAUACACCCAAAUUCUAAAUUGUAUAUUGACCACACCACAUCUCCCCACCAGGUUCACGCAGCGGACAUCAUAGAAGCGGAGAAGAUGUUGGUUCGGCAAGCCCAGAGAGAGAGUUUCCCAGAGGAAUUGACAAACCUGCGAUCCUCGAAGCCAGUGCCCAAGGACAGUCGGAUUAAGAAACUUGCCCCUAUACUUGAUGAAGAAGGCCUCAUGCGUCAAGACACACGCAUUAUUUCCGCACCAGGAGUGAAUAACGAGACAAAAUCCCCCAUGAUUCUUGACGGCCGCCAUUACAUCUCAAGACUCAUCAUCUUUCACGAACAUGUAAAAGCCUCACAUCAGUUUAAUGAGCUCGUUCUAAAUGAACUUCGACAAAGGUUUUCGAUCCCAAGAGCCAGAGGAACCAUUCGCAGCGUAGCAAGCUCCUGUCUAAAAUGCAAGAGAUGGAACACGAAACCUAUGCAACCUCAGAUUGAUGCACCAGAAGCGAUUACACCAUUUCAUUUCAUUCUGGGCUCCUCUUCGGUCGUACCAUGGACCACGUCGCUGACAGACGCAGACCUUUCCCGACGCUGUGACUGGCGGAGAACCCUGCGCCUAGCAGACCAUUUUUGGGCACGAUGGCUACGCGAGUACCUACCAACACUUCGGCAGAGAGGGCCCAACAACAACAACCUUUUAAACCUUGGCGAGGGUGAUGUGGUGUUGAUCGCCGACCCUACGCUUCCUCGUGGUUUGUGGCCGCUAGGAAGAGUAGCAAAAGUUUACCUAGGACCUGACGGAGCGGUCCGCGUGGCAGACGUCCACACAAAAGGAGGCGUGCUGCGCAGACCGGCCCGGAAGCUGAUUUUGAUGGAGGCCGCGACCCAGCCAGCGACCACCAGUGGUUAGUGUUCCACUGGGGGUCCGGUAUGUUGGCGACUGGCUGGUGCGCGACCUCCUUCAUAGUUUAAAAUUAUGUCACUUUCAAAAACUGUCCUCAUGUUAUGAAAUAGAAUCAAUCGGCAGUCAGUCUGCCUUCUGUCACGAAACUAAGCUUGUGUUUGUUUACCAAUAAUUAAAAUUAGUGCAUUUAUUACAUGUUUUCAUCAUUUCACGUCAAUAAUAACAGUCCACAACCC
Molecule: messenger RNA, 1242 nt
Organism: Leguminivora glycinivorella
Lineage: Eukaryota; Metazoa; Arthropoda; Insecta; Lepidoptera; Tortricidae
Exons: 2
Coding region: 206-1012 (268 amino acids)
Source: RefSeq, a predicted model, not a curated record